Messenger RNA from Zasmidium cellare ATCC 36951, 1131 nucleotides. RefSeq lists its product as uncharacterized. NCBI's taxonomy places the organism in Eukaryota, Fungi, Ascomycota, Dothideomycetes, Mycosphaerellales, Mycosphaerellaceae. The transcript has 4 exons. Bases 1 to 1131 code for a protein of 376 amino acids. The record is from RefSeq and is a predicted model, not a curated record.
AUGAUAGCCUUCGCGGAGGGGAGGUCGCGAGAGACGUUCGAGCCAGUAGCGCAGGCCUUCCGACACACGAAGCAUUCCAAUCUCAACAACACCACUGGCACCAAGGUCUCUCGCUUGCAAUUGUCGAGAAACAUGUCGAGUGUCACUGCAGGACCGAAGCGGCCACGUGUGAACUCUCUUGACCCGGAUCUCUCUGCCAUCGACCAGCCUACCGUGCCGAAAAUCGAGGCUGUCAUCGGCCAUUGCUUCAAGCCAGACAGCGAGGUUGUCCAAACCUUCUCAUCUCUGUACGAUGCACACUUUGUACGGUAUGAGGUCAAGUGGAUUGGAUGCAGAUUUACCACUUGCGAAACUUGGUGGGUGGCUAAUAACCUCGCAACGCACACGCUCUUUGAAUGGGAGGGGCUUGAUGCAAUCGACGCAUAUUGGCUACGUAUGAGCCAGGACCCACGACACGAUGCCGAGGAGACUUGGACGAAGUCCACAUCGAAGAUGCGAGCACUCGAGCACACUCCUACCGACGAUGCCUACUUCAAAAGCUUGCCCGAAGGGGUACAGCAAGGUUUUCCCAUGGCCUGGUGCAACCGACCAGCCCCUCACGUUUCCCAGACGCUUGCUUUGCUCCGUUCGUCAGUAGCUACGGCAGGUGUCAACAAUGGCAAAGACCAUCGAGUCUGUCCCUCAGCGAACCAGGGACCGAAGAACCAGGGACCGAACGACCCCGCCAACCAGGGACCGAACGACCCCACCAACCGAGGAUCAAGCAAUCGCCUUUCAAACGAUGUCGACGGCGACGGGUCCGGAGAUACAGAGCUCGAGUCCUCUGAAGCCGAGAGCAGUGGAAAGGAAAUCGACUGGAACGAUGCCGAUGCGAAGAGACGGAAGCUGAACAGACAGUGUUCCAGGAAGAAGCGUAAAUGGCUGUCCCAUCGACCAGAUCUCCUGUACGCACACCGCCAGCAGCGAAACAAGACAUGGAACAAGUGGGUAGCCAAAAAUCCAGACAGAUAUGGCGAGAUUUACAAGAGGAAGCGACAGACAGAGGUAUCCCGACUGGCAGCAGCAAGACGUGCACUGCAGAAUGAUGCAGAUGUGUCAGAACCACAGGACGGGUCGUCAGAUGCAGAGUGA